This is a messenger RNA of Oreochromis aureus, 2949 nucleotides long. Its product is annotated as ETS translocation variant 5-like. Gene Ontology annotation, molecular function: DNA-binding transcription factor activity, RNA polymerase II-specific; sequence-specific DNA binding. The transcript has 13 exons. Gene Ontology annotation, biological process: cell differentiation; regulation of transcription by RNA polymerase II. The coding region runs from base 124 to 1626 and encodes 500 amino acids. Gene Ontology annotation, cellular component: nucleus. Lineage: Eukaryota; Metazoa; Chordata; Actinopteri; Cichliformes; Cichlidae. The record is from RefSeq and is a predicted model, not a curated record.
GAAAAAUCCACAGCCGAGUGAUUAAUCGAGGAGCUGCAUGGGAUGUAGGGGAGGAAAUCUGCGACGAGUUCUGUUUUCACACUGCCAAGAAACUUCACUUACCAAGGUGAAGACUCCUGCACCAUGGAGGGCUUUUAUGACCAGCAGGUUCCCUUUGUGGUCCCUGAGAGUAAAUGUCACACACAGGAAGCAGCAAAGUGUCUCAGCGACAGGAAGAGGAAGUUCAUGGACACCGAGCUGGCUCAGGACACAGAAGAGCUAUUCCAAGACCUGAGUCAGCUCCAAGAAAUAUGGAUCGCCGAAGCUCAAGCUACUGAUGACGAGCAGUUUGUCCCCGAUUUCCAGUCCAAUAACUUGAUGUUUCAUGGACUGGCCGCCAGCAAAGUGAAGCGUGAACAGAGUCCGUCCAAAGACUUCUCUCCCUGCAGAAUGCCUCAGGCUGACAUGUGCCUUUACAGCUACAGUGCCUGUGAGCCCGCUCUGACUCCAGCCUCCACACCUGCAGUACAACAACGUGGCUCCAUCCACCCUACUGGACCUCCACCUUUACAGAGGCAGUUACAGCCAUCUACCCCCCAGCUGACCAACAGCUGCUCCCCAAACCAUGCUCCUGCCCUCAGCCCCUCCCACCUCCGCAACCUUCCACAGGCCAAUCAAAGCCAGCAGUUUGCUAUGCCACAUCCUCCCAUUGGCUCCUCCAGUGUGUCAUUCAACGCAGAACAAAGGUUCCAGCGGCAGCUGUCGGAUCCCUGCCUGUCUUUCCUUCCUCCAAAGAAGACCGCAAACACACCGUACCAUCCCACCAUCCGUGACGGGAGGCCGAUGUAUCAGCGCCACCUUUCAGAGCCUCUGGUUCCCCACGCUCCCCGGGGUUUUAAACAAGAACUGGUAGACCCAAGAUAUCCAGAGCCAGGGCCUCCUACUUCAGGUCUGGCACGUCCUCAGACUGCCUUCAACCAUGUCACAAUUAAACAAGAGCCAAGGGACUUUGGCUAUGACUCAGAGGUUCAAACAUGCCAGUCGUCAUCCUUUGAGAAGUCUUCUGCUUUGUACCAAAAUAACAGUGCAGGAUUUGGUCCAGACAGAGAGCCGUGUCUGUACUAUGAUGACACAUGUGUUGUGCCGGAAAGGCUGGAAGGUAAAGUGAAACAGGAGGGUCUACCAUACCAGCGCCGUGGCUCCCUGCAGCUGUGGCAGUUCCUGCUCACACUCCUGGACAACCCAGCCAAUGCACACCUGAUCAUCUGGACGGGGCGAAACAUGGAGUUCAAGCUGAUUGACCCCGAAGAGGUGGCUCGGCUCUGGGGGAUCCAGAAGAAUCGACCUGCCAUGAACUACGAUAAGCUGAGUCGCUCGCUGCGGUACUAUUAUGAAAAGGGCAUUAUGCAGAAGGUGGCCGGUGAGCGGUAUGUCUACAAGUUUGUGUGCAACCCCGAGGCGCUUUUCUCCAUGGCUUUCCCAGACAAUCAGAGGCCAAGUCUCAAGCCUGACCCGGAUGCUGUCCUACCUCCUAGCGAGGACGAAGGCCCACACCUCCCCAGCUAUGAAGAUGACGGGCCUUAUCUGGCUGAAGGAACGGAGCAGUGCAUCCAAAGACUGGGCCUCCCUGACGGCUACCCGUACUAGACUCCACAGCCUGGCAGCUGAAGUUAUUUUUAACACGAUGUAACCUAUAUUUACAGAGCAGUGUUUGAGAAUUUUUUUUUUUGUAUGUAUACCUACGUUAUCUGUCACAAAGACGCAAGAUUUGGAGAAGUAAAGUGUUUUUGUUUGUUUGUUUGUUUGUUUGUUUGUUUGUUUGGUUUGUUUUGUUUUGUUUUUUUGUUUGAAAUUAUUGUUAAGCCAGAAAGCUAAAAAGAGAAUAACUGAGAUGUUUAAACUCAGAAAAUGAACACAAACUCAUUGAAGUUCUGAUUUGGUUUCACGUAUUAUAUUAUUCUAAAAAUACCUGGAAUUUUAAGAUUAGUUUGCAUUUGAGCAGUCAAUAAGAUUACAACAUGUUUCUAGAAGGAGAAGGCUUUACUAUUGGAAAAAUUGUGAUGGGUGAAAUGGUAUUGAGUCAGAUUUAUUGUAUGGAAUAGGCAGUUGUAGCAAAAUGAGGCUGGUUAAAUUACAAUGACAGUUUUUUGGGGGGGGUUUUUUGGUUCUUGAAUUAUUCCAACUUUUUAUUGUAGGAUUGAUGCUUUUUUUUUUUUUUUUUUUUUUUUUUUUUUUUCCCCCCAAGCUUUUUUUUUUUUUUUUCAAAAUGCUCCAUUUUUAUCUUUAAACUUCUUUUUGUUAGUGACAGUGGUCUUGAUGCCAGUUGUAUUUUUUGUAGCAUGGCCAUCUCUGUAGUCCUCUUGCUUGUGAACUCUGGGAUUUGUAUUACAACCAAAAAGUAUCUCAAAGCCAUGGCAUUCCUUUACUGUUUCUGCUUGAAAGGGACUGACUUGUAUUUUCAGACCUAUGAAUUCUCCUAUAAACAUCAGUUUGAAAUGUUUUGUGUACCUCUUCUUGUUUUCAAAGCUGAUAUUUUUUGGCUUUCUAUGGACUCGUAAGUUUUUCCUAUUGCUGUUUUUGACAAAGGUACUGCUUCUAUUUUUGAUUCAGUGAUACUCUGAUGCGAAUAAUAAGCAUGGACUUUCUUAUGAAUGCAUCAGCAGUUUAUGUCCUCGGAUAGUUUUCUGCAUUUUGUAGAGUUUAUUUGCUUCGAUGUGUAGAAAAAGUGUAUAAUUAUAUAUGGAUAUAUUUUUGCAAAAGGCUGCGAUUUUUUCCUGCUAAAGUAUUUCUUCAGCCUUCCAAGGAUUUACUCAUGAACUCCUGCAGCUAGAUGGUGGAUGUAAAGGUAUAUUUUGCUAUCUGAUCACAUGGUUGUAUAACAUACUGACACUGGUCUCUCUUCUGCCCUUGGAUACUGUUAUUCGUGCCUUCUGUUGAUCUUUACUGAUAAAAUAAACUAUUUUACUCUUU